AUUGUGUCGUAUAUUUCAACUUAAAUAACGGCACAGUUGAAGGCGAUAGUACAAGGUUCCUGCUGGAAAAAUGAAUAUUUUAAAAAGUGGUCACCGUACCCGGCUUUAUCAAAGCAUGAACAGCAUUGGCGACGACUGCAAUGAGCUAAAAAAGCAAUACGAUGCAUGCUUCAAUAACUGGUUUUCCGAACGUUUCCUUAAAGGAGAAACCGAUGAUUCCGUGUGUGCGCCCAUUUUCAAGGUUUAUCAGGAGUGCGUAAAGCGUGCCAUGCGUGAGCAGAAAAUUGAAUUACGCGAAAUUGAAACGGAUUACAGCACUGGCACCGAAUACGACAACAACAACACGCAGAGUGGGAGCAAAAACCAAAGCGGCCAAAGCAAAAGUUGACCUCAAUUAGCCGAUUCAAAGCCUUGCCAUGGUGAUACGAUCAAAACGGAUUCAGAGCAAAACAUAUUGAACAGCCGCGAGGCGCCUGAUAGGAGUAAGGACGCAUUCCCUUGGAAGCACAAACGCAGCUCCACAGUCUAAAUGUAUAAGUAGCUCGUGGCAGUAACGCCUUUUCAAUUGGCGCAGAAUGUAAAUUAAACGUUUUAAAUUAAAUUUAUGUUAAGUUCAAACAAUGCCAGAAUUAUUUAAAGUUCAAAGUUUGUAAAUAUGUAUGUGUGUUUUAAUAA
This is a messenger RNA of Drosophila novamexicana, 675 nucleotides long. Its product is annotated as TP53-regulated inhibitor of apoptosis 1-like. The record is from RefSeq and is a predicted model, not a curated record. NCBI's taxonomy places the organism in Eukaryota, Metazoa, Arthropoda, Insecta, Diptera, Drosophilidae. The transcript has 3 exons. Bases 71 to 388 code for a protein of 105 amino acids.